Messenger RNA from Trichoderma breve, 1536 nucleotides. RefSeq lists its product as uncharacterized. Lineage: Eukaryota; Fungi; Ascomycota; Sordariomycetes; Hypocreales; Hypocreaceae. The coding region runs from base 1 to 1536 and encodes 511 amino acids. Gene Ontology annotation, biological process: regulation of DNA-templated transcription. Gene Ontology annotation, molecular function: DNA-binding transcription factor activity, RNA polymerase II-specific; zinc ion binding. The transcript is spliced from 3 exons. The record is from RefSeq and is a predicted model, not a curated record.
AUGGUCUUCCCGAGCCCCGGGUGCCAAACAUGCCGAAAACGCAAAGUCAAGUGUGAUUGUACGAGACCUCUGUGCCAAAGAUGUCGGACCGGCGAUAGGAUGUGCACCUGGGACUCGGACGAGCAGACAGGUUUGCACUUUAGGAGUGAAAACGCGUUCGCUAUGGGUCUUCAGCGACGUCCACCCAAGACAAGUGGCAACCAAGCAGCGCGACUUAUCGGCUCAGGCUCUACCUUUCCACUGGUAUCAAAUGGCGGCGGAAUACAGCCAGCGCUGUCGCUGCCAUUAGAGAUGCACGCCCUCUAUUAUUUUGCAGAUAGCGUUUCUACGGAGAGGCAUAUACUAGGGAAUGGCGGUCCUGAAUACAGUCCACACGUGCUUCACCAUUGGAAAUUGGCUAAGCCGCACUCUUGUCUCCGUCUCGCAUUAGAGGCUUAUUCGCAUGCCUUGAUAGGACGGAAAAGGGACGUGAGACCAGCCCUUUGCUUUUCCCAAAGAGUAUACGCAAAGGCCGUGGAGGAGAUCCAGAACGCCAUGAGUACAAUAUCGAGCGAUACGAUAUAUCAGGUGAUGCUGGCCAUGAUGCUAAUGGGCGGCUAUGAGAACAUCAUGUACUUUGCCAGAGAAUAUGCGGCACCACCUCCUGACGCUGUCGGUUCCCGUUUCUGGAAGAGCGUCUGCCAUGAGAAGGGUGCAGCGAGCCUUCUCAGUGCACGUCGCGAGAGAGGCUUCGUAGCAGAUACAGAGUUGGAUAAGGCCAUUCGACAGAAAUGUCUUCGUAUCAUCAUACUUCGUGGAGGUGCAAUGCCAGCUUGGUUAGAAGAUGGCGCGGACUGGGGCGAAAAAGGGCAUGAGUUGGAGCUGGACUCGCUCAUAAUCCGUGUUUUGACUUUGAGGAAUAAAUCGAUAUCUUUCCUGAGAAAUAUGGACGAAGCAGACUCAAGAAUCAUUGAAAAAGUCAAGUCGAUCGCAAUGGAAGCAUACGCACUCGAUUAUGAUCUCGCUUUAUGGCCAUUUGGGCUUGCUCAAGACUGGAGGUUCCAAAUCAGCCGCACCCGCUCACAGCCGAGUUUGAACGCAGUGGAUUCCCGUGCAAACGCACCCUCACAUACUUACUCUUCAGUUGGCCAUGCAGCAAUAUGGAAUCGAUACCGCGCUCUUCGUCUAAUCACAAAUAGCAUUCAGAAACGAGCCUUCUUUGCGCUCAAGUCGCUAUCUGACAGUUCCUUUGCGGAUACGAAUAUGCAGAGAUGCCAGAUUAACAUCAACGAUCUUGCUGUCGAUCUGCGAUGUGGUGUGGAGUUCUCUCUCACUUCCCGGGCCCCUGCUAGAGGUGCCAAGGCUAUCACAUUUGUUGACGAGCCUCACCCGAGUGUAGCUGCGCUACUAGCAUGGCCAUUAACUGUGGCCGUGAGCGUUGAUGCUGUCGAGCCUCCAGAAAAGACUUGGAUGAAGGGUGCCUUGAAGGCCGUUGCGCGAUCUUUGGGGCACACGCUACUUGAAUCCGUCAGUGACCAUGGAGAGUUCAAAUUUUGA